CCCUCCGAUGUUUAAUGGAGAUUACAUUGAUACUCCCAACUGUCUUCCUCCUUUUGAUGUUGGCAAACAAUGCCGAGUUGAGUGUGGCCUGGCGCUCCCACUGAGAGGGAGGAAAUACAUCAACUGCAGCAUGGACACAGGAAGUAAUCCUGUUACUACAUUCUGGGACUGGGGGCAGAAGGAAUCUCCACCUUUGAUAAAACCAUAUUGCCAAGUGGAUAUGUGUAUGAACCUUACGGCGCCAAAGAACGGCGCUAUUUCCUGUGGGUUCUGGACUGGACAGCGGCUCUGUAACGUACACUGUAACGACAAGUACGACAUUCCAGACCGAACCGAUUAUGAAUUCAAGUGUUAUGGUGACGCUCAAAAUGAUCCAACGUGGCAUCCAGGUGUCCACCGUCUACCGCAGGAAUGUACAUUGUUUGUUAAGACGCCAUUCAACAAAAGACGUUUACCAGUAUACCUAAUGUAUGAUGGACCUUGCAACAGUGCCAUUGGCGACAUUAAACAGGGAUUCAUUGACAAAGCCAAGCGUGUUACAAGUCGUAUAUGUUCUGGGACAGCGGCACCGCACUGUAACGUCAACAACGUGCAGGUUUAUUGUGGAGGAACAAGGAAAAGACGGUCACUUCCAGCAGGAGUACGGCGUUCUCGACGAUCAACAACAAACUACAUCGUCUUUGACAUCGACGUUGAAGUAGAGGCCUCACCAGGCCUAUCGAAUGAUGAACAAGUCAGCAAAGUUAGAGGCACUCUCGAUAACGUCUUCCAAGACUUGAACAAAAACUGUGAGUUUCAGGUAAACGGAAAAAUGAUUUCCCCAUCAGGACUUACCAAGCUGCCAGAAAAAGAACUCUGUCAGAAUGGAUACGUGAAAAGCAAAUACUCUGGAUCAAACUGUGUUCCAUGUCCAAAAGGAAUGUAUUAUCGCGAGGAAAAUUGUGAGUUGUGUCCCCUUGGUCACUAUCAGGACAUCACAGGGUCAACUGAGUGCAAGAAGUGUCCGGCAGGUUAUACCACUCUCCAGCAGGGCAGCUUCAACGCAAGUCAGUGUAAAGAAAUGUGCAAGCCGGGCAAUCUGUCUGCAAAUGGUUUGACUCCAUGUUCACCUUGUCGCCGAGGGCGUUAUCAACCUGAACAAGGACAGGAGUCAUGUAUACAAUGUCCCACUGGAUUCACCACAGAGAAAGUGGCCUCCUCAUCUAAAUCACAAUGUGUUUCCUACGAUGUCAGUAUGGAGGGCCCUGUGAAUGUCAGCAUGUCAUCAGGUUGUCAAUCUGAAGUUGGAGAGUUCACCUUUAGUAUGUGGGUCAAGGUCGAUUCAAAGGGCAAUCGUAUCAAAUUUGAGAUGUUCCUGGAAGACUCUGUUUCCUUCUCCGUGUCAUUAUCGUCUGACAUUGAAGUAUCAGCCGUAAGUAACAACAUCAUCAAGAAAAAUGUUCUGUCAACCUCUUGGGUACAUGUGGCCUUCACUUGGACCACAAAUAAUAUAACAAUCUUCAGAGGCGGUGAUCAGAUUCAUCAUCAACAAUUUUCCUCCUCCGUUUCUACAAUUCCGCCCAGAACAAGGAUGAGAAUAACAGUCGAAGACAAAGUCACUGUUCAACUCAAGAGUUUGGCGUUGGUGUCGUCAGUUGAUGCCACCACUAUUGCACCCCUAGCAGGAUCGUGCGAGGCAAUGUUGCCAAACACUAUAUUUUCGGUGGAAAACCUCAACAUGACUUAUCUCGACCGAGUUCUGGAGGUCGUUCCAUCUUCAUGCCAAGAAAUUGACCCAUGUGAGGGGUUCUGUGGCUUAUUUGGGAGGUGCUCUUUGAACGCAACCAUGGAGCCACAGUGUGAGUGCAGUGGAGGGUACACAGACCCUCGGUGUCUGACCCCGCCAGACAAGUGUGAAGACAACGACUGUGCUCAGGGCUCAACAUGUCUGGCAGGACCGGGGGGAGGGGCCGAGUACACUUGUGCUUGUCCUCCUGGAUUUACUGGAAAGCUGUGUGAAGAUGAACAGCCUGAUGGUGAGUGGGGCAUGUGGGAUGAUUGGGGGGCGUGUUCCGUGACGUGUGGGCGUGGCCAUAAAACAAGACAUCGCUCCUGCGACAGCCUAAAAGACGGCAGCAAACCUUGUGUGGGCAGCUACAUAAACACUGCGAUUUGUAACGCCGAACCUUGUCGAGUCUGCCACGAAGAGUUUCUUCUAUAUAGCCGGGAUAUCACCGAUGUGAAGUGUACAAAAGACAGGGAUGGCGUAUUGAGAUGUCACAGUAAAUGCCGUCUUGGUCUGGUACCGUUCCACCCUGACAUGAAAUAUACUUGCAAAGGAAGAGAGUGGACGCCAGGACGGGUCAUACAGUCAUGUGCAGAACCUGCAUCUCCUGCCACAGUCCAGUUGAAAUAUAAUGUAGUUCACCGACAAAGGGUAGCCUCCCUGGAAGAAUCACUCUCUGGAAUCGCACAGAGUUUUGCAUGUGUGAAAGAUGGGGUUUGUAAAUGGUCUGUUACCGUCAUGGACUGUGAUGAUGACAUUACAAUGUGUACAGAUAAUUCUGGUGUGCAGCUGGGUAUUCUGGCUCUCGACAUUGACAUUGUUCCCGGUGCCGUUGAUGUCUCUCCGAUGCAGACUAAUCCAGAAUUUGCAUCCGUCAGUGAAACUCUGCUGUCUUCCAACGGUGGAUUUACGCACGAAAGUAAUGAAAGUCACCCUCCAGCCCACCGAGACAUUGAAAUAUCAAUUCGUCAUGGUCAUAUGAUGGUGCAACCUUACGGACACAAGAAGAGCGGGAUAGAAGUUACUGGGGGACUGGAGUCAAUCGCUGCCGCUUGGGAUACCCUGGAUAAAGCCAACUGGGAAGUAAGGUCCGGGGGUUACACGAAUUUCACAGCCGGAGACAAGGAACCCUUUCUGAUGGUCGAACAAAAUGUCACGUGUGCUGCCGGCCGUGUUCCUGGGGGAAUAUUCUGCUUGAAGUGUCCCCUUGGUACUUUCUACUCUGAUGGCAUGUGCGAGGCAUGUCCCCUUGGCUUCUACCAAGAACACUCCGGACAGUUGGACUGUACGCCCUGCCCGGGGUUUGCUACAACACCCGACACAGGGAUUCCAUACCACACCAUGUGUCUCGCCCCUGAAUCUCCCGACCAGUACCUGCUGGUGGCCAACGGUCAAAAUACACUGACCAAGACCCACCUGACAUUCCGAAAUGAGAGUAUUAUUAAACUCCCCGACAUCACCGGUAGUGUAACGCAUCACGUAUACAGCGCCACUGACAACUUCAUCUACUACAGCACGCAAUCUCCAGCCUCCAUUAGAAGAAUCCGAUGGGAUGGAAAUUGGAAGCUUACGAUCAUCAAGCUGAAAGGUGAGGAAGUUACAGGAUUGGCUGUGGACGAGAGGUCAGGGCUUGUAUUUUAUACCCUGCGCACUGGUUCCCUCAGGGCCGUGACCUCUGACCGUUACAUCAAAAACGACAUGGUGAUACUCGAUGGACUCAAUAAUCCCCGUGAUCUUGUCCUACAUCAGGAAAAAUUCGUGAUGUACUGGUCAGAGGGGCAGACGAUCCAGCAAUACGGUUAUGGCAACGACUCGAGAACUUUACUGAAGAACACUGGACAAGACGUUCUUGGUCUUAGGCUCCAACCAGACGUUGACAGACUGAUGUGGUACAGCAACGGACAACUCAAGAGCUGCGACACCGACGGCAAUGACGUCACAAAUCUAGUAAACAAUGCAAGUCCACUCUUCGGUAUCGUGAACGACUACUACUUCUAUGCCAAUGGAACUGGACUGUACAGAGUCAAUGCUGACGGUGUUACACGCGCGCAAGUGAUGUCGUUGACGUCACCUCCAACCAGCGUCUCGGUCAUCUCCACCAACCAACAGGAUUGGGGACCUCUGAAAUGUCAUGGCGAUGUUCCUAUUGGUCAGAUGUGUUGGCAGAUCGAUCGUUUCGAGACCAAACGUUUGGCAACUGACGCGAACCGUCGCGACAUAAUGUAAUUAUUAACAUGUACAGAAACGCAUUCCGUGGAAAUUGAUUAUUUUAUGUUUUGCGAAAAGGUCCUUCAUAUCCAUUGACAUUCAAUAUAUUUAACUUGAAAACUUGAAUGGAACAUACACAUGCUUAAAUCAAAUGAAUGGUAGCUGAAAAGGCAGCUACAAACAAAUUGUUAACCUUUUCAAUUUUAAAUUGGAUUCCUUAUUAUGUUAUAUUUUCUUUGAAUGUAUUAGUUUGUGUUUGUUUGCUUAAUUAAUGUAAGAGUUGUUUUUCAUUUUAUUGGUGUUGAUUGAUUUGUUUGUUUACGUUUACUUCUCAUAACAUAUAUAACCAUUUGUAAUUAUUUUGGGUCUUUCGGAACAUUAGCCGAAUAUGUAUUUGCUUUUGCAAUGGAACAACUAUAAAAGUGGUCACCGACCUAUGUUAUUUAGAUUGGCUGCCUUGAACGUCGAAGGCUUCAGUGUCGACAUUUUGAUAUGGUGUUUAAUGAUUUGGAACGGGGCUUAGAUGUAUGUCUGUGGUUAGUAUUAAUUCAAAAUAUUCUUCACAUUUGUGGUAUAUCAUUAUAGUUACUUUAUAUUUAAUGUACAUGUAUAUUUCAUAUGUUUCUGUGACUAGAUAAAACGCUUGUUUCAACUUUCAA
Molecule: messenger RNA, 4632 nt
Organism: Haliotis rufescens (red abalone)
Lineage: Eukaryota; Metazoa; Mollusca; Gastropoda; Lepetellida; Haliotidae
Exons: 21
Coding region: 8-3991 (1327 amino acids)
Source: RefSeq, a predicted model, not a curated record